AUGACCGUACGCCAUCGCCGCCAUCGUCAUCGCAACGUCGACGUCAAAACGAUCAAGAAGAUCUUCGAGAAGCACUCGACCGAUGAGCACAAGCUCAACGAUUCGGCGACGAAGGCCGCCCUUCAGGAGAUCGACCAUCAACUCAGGGAUCUCAACUUCAAGGAGACGUUCGAACAGAAUUCCAAAGAUGGCCUUCUAGAUUUUGCCGGAUUCUUGAAAUUCGUCGAUCCGCAUUCGGCAUCGAAAGAUGACGGCCACCAUCAUCAUCGUCAACAUCGUCAUAUCAAGGAUAGAUCGUCGAGCUCCUCGUCGGAAUCGGACGACGAGAAGAUUGUGAAGCACAAGAAGAAGAUUGUCAAGAAGAGGGCCUCGAGUUCAAGCUCCAGCUCGAGCUCCUCCUCGUCGGAAUCGGAAGAUGAGGAUGACCGCAAGAAGCAUCACAAGAAGCAUGUGAAGCAUCACCACAAGAAGGCUGAAUCAUCGAGCUCUAGCUCUUCUAGCUCAAGCUCGUCCAGCUCCUCCUCAGAAUCUGAAGAUGAGAAGCACGCCAAGAAGCACCACAAGAAGCAUGUGAAGCAUCACCACAAAAAGGACAACUCAUCGAGCUCAUCCAGCUCCAGCUCGAGCUCCAGCAGCUCGUCCAGCUCCUCCUCAGAAUCUGAAGAUGAGAAGCACGCCAAGAAGCAUCACAAGAAGCAUGUGAAGCAUCACUACAAGAAAGCUGACUCUUCGAGCUCAUCCAGCUCCAGCUCGAGUUCCAGUAGCUCGUCCAGCUCCUCCUCAGAAUCUGAAGAUGAGAAGCACGCCAAGAAGCAUCACAAGAAGCAUGUGAAGCAUCACCACAAAAAGGACGACUCUUCGAGCUCAUCAAGCUCCAGCUCGAGCUCCAGCAGCUCGUCCAGCUCCUCCUCGGAAUCUGAAGAUGAGAAGCACGCCAAGAAGCAUCACAAGAAGCUUGUGAAGCAUCACCACAAGAAAGCUGACUCUUCGAGCUCAUCCAGCUCCAGCUCGAGUUCCAGUAGCUCGUCCAGCUCCUCCUCAGAAUCUGAAGAUGAGAAGCACGCCAAGAAGCAUCACAAGAAACAUGUGAAGCAUCACCACAAGAAAGCUGACUCUUCGAGCUCAUCCAGCUCCAGCUCGAGUUCCAGUAGCUCCAUCACCACAAGAAAGCUGACUCUUCGAGCUCAUCCAGCUCCAGCUCGAGUUCCAGUAGCUCGUCCAGCUCCUCCUCAGAAUCUGAAGAUGAGAAGCACGCCAAGAAGCAUCACAAGAAGCAUGUGA
Molecule: messenger RNA, 1281 nt
Organism: Caenorhabditis bovis
Lineage: Eukaryota; Metazoa; Nematoda; Chromadorea; Rhabditida; Rhabditidae
Source: the annotation of a GenBank genome assembly